AGAACCCCGAGACAAAGCUGCCACCAAACGAGAGCUGGAGUCGGAGCUGCAGUCAUCAAUUCUUCAUCUGCACGCGCCAAAGUCGCAGCGCACCCGACUUGGUCUGGCCUGGCCCGAUCCAAUCCGAUACGAUCCGAUUCGACUCAUUCCUUGCAGCUAGAUCCAUUUUUUUUUUGUUUUCUGCUAUAAAUAUAGUGUGUUUUUUUUUCGCUUUGUCGCCAAACUGGUGCGUGGCUGCGGCGCAUGCGUGCGAGCUUUUCUGUGCGAGUGUUGGCCAACUGACCGAACGUAUAUAAGCGAUUAUAGGGCCGGGCUGGCCAACAGUCCAGUCCAGUCGGCCGCGCUGCCUUGCUCUACAUCCCCGAAGCGUACCGAGCGUUCCGUUCCGUUCCGUUCCGUUGCGUAUCAGUCCGUUUCGUGUUGCGGGUCUAUAUCGAGUCCGUGGCGUCUGUUCGAUUCAAUUGAGUCGUUCGUCCCCGUGUGUGUGUCUGCUCCGCAAGGCAGUACCUCUCGACCUGACAAAGGAUAGAUUGAUCCUUGGAGCAAGCUUGUGAAUUCUUUUUUUGGAAAAGUGCAAAUGUUGUGUCAUUGACAGAAAGGAUCCAUAAAGUUUCUUCAUUAAUCCAGAGCCAACGAAUUUUUUUAGUGGAAAUAUGAAGUUCCAUCUGAUAGCCCUGCUGGGCUUACUCGGCUCCGUGCUGGCCGAUCCCUCAGCCCUACCCUCGCCCACACUGGCACCACCGCUGCCGCCCUGUGUGCAUGCGGCCACCACCGGCUAUGUAUAUCCACCCCCAGCCGAGGUGAAGUUCUCCAUAUCUCCGGGCGUGACCAAGUACAGCCAGUCGCCGGCGAUUUCCUCGUAUUCCGAGAACGGAAAGCUUCUGCACACGGCGAUCGGGAGCUCAGGGUCCUCCUACGAAUCCAGCGCGGGACUUGAGGGCCUGUCGCAUGGUGGCCUCACCCAGAUUGACAAGUACAUAGCUCCGGUGCAGAAAUCACUGUUCUCGCCAUCGGCGGAGUACGGAGGAGCAGGUAUCACCUAUGCAGAGAAGUCACCGGCUGCCAAGUAUGCGACUGUGGUGCCGUCAGGCAUCGAGAUCAAGAACCUGCUUUCUCCAGCUCUCACCAAGACACUGCUGUCGGCCCCAAGGCUGGACAAUGGUUACCUGCCCCCAUCUCCCAGCCUGAGCAAGGUGGCCACGUACACCUCGCCCGGAUACAGCUACAGCUCGGCGACGCCCGGCAUCUCGAAGGUGGCCACUUACUCGUUUCCGGCCCCAGCUCCGGCCCCGGCUAGCGUGCCCUACUAUGCACCGCCGGUGACCACCAAGGUGGAGACCUACAGCUCACCCGGAUACACCUAUUCCAAGGCCAGUCCGGGCUACUCCAAAGUUGAGACCUACAGCUCGCCCGGCUACAGCUACGGCCAGCUCUCGCCCGGCCUUUCCAAGAUUGCAACUUACUCGCCCUCCGUCUCCUACGCGGCACCAGCAAUAGCCAAGGUCUCUGCCUACGUCGCCCCGGCUGUUAAGCUGGCCACCACCUCGUCCCUGCUAUCCUCCCAUGGCACGGGCUACUCCGCCAGCUAUGCUCCAGCCCUCACAAAGUACAGCCAGGCGGCGGAUGUUUCCCAUCAGUUCAUAUCCAAGCCCAUCAUUGCCGCCUAUCCGGCAGCGGCUCCAGCCAUUGCCACCUAUUCCUCGGCUCCGGCCGUCACAAAGAUCGUCGGAAGCUAUGGAGGAUCUGCAUCCGGUGCUGUUUCCCAUCAGUACGUGUCAAAGCCAGCAGUGGCCACCUACUCCACAGCUCCUGCCAUAGCCAAGGUGGCGACCUAUGCUGCUCCAGCAUUAUCCACAUACUCCUCAGGUCCCGCUAUCACCAAGCUCUCGACCAGCUACGGAGGAAGUGGUUCCGGCGCCAUUUCCCAUCAAUAUGCUGCAGCUCCUGCCGUUGCCUACGCCUCCCCGUCCAUUUCUACAUACUCUGCGGCUCCCAGUCUCUCCAAGAUUGCCACUAACUAUGGCAGCACUGGCCACGGCGGAGCCGUCUCCCAUCAGUAUGUGUCCAAGCCAGCGGUGGCUACUUAUUCGGCCGCUCCCGCUAUUGCGAAGGUGGCGACUUAUGCUGCUCCAGCGGUUGCCACCUAUGCGUCUGCCCCCGCCAUAACCAAGCUAUCGACCAGCUACGGAGGAAGCGGUUCAGGAGGAGCCGUUUCACAUCAGUAUGUCUCCAAGCCGGCUGUGGCCACAUACUCCUCUGGUCCUGCCAUUGCCAAGGUAGCCACCUAUGCAGCUCCAGCCUUAUCCUACUCCUCAGCUCCAGCCAUUUCCAAGGUGGCCUACGCUGCUCCUGCUGUUUCCGCCUACUCCUCAGGUCCGGUCGUAACCAAAGUGACCACUGGGUAUGGCAGCCACGGCGGAAGCUAUGGAGGAAGCGGCUCGGGAGCCAUUUCCCACCAGUAUGUCUCCAAGCCGGCAGUUGCCACAUACUCCUCUGGUCCUGCCAUAGCCAAAGUAGCAUCCUACGCUGCUCCUGCCAUAGCCACAUACUCCGCAGCUCCUGCCAUCGCAAAGGUGGCGACAUAUGCUGCUCCUUCUAUUGCAACCUAUUCCUCAGGCCCCGCCCAUGCCAAAGUAGCAACCUACAGCCAGGCAGCGGAUGUUUCCCAUCAGUACAUUUCGAAACCCAUUGUCGCUGCCUAUCCGGCAGCGGCUCCAGCCAUUGCCACCUAUUCCUCGGCUCCGGCCGUCACAAAGAUCGUAGGCAGCUAUGGAGGAUCUGCAUCCGGUGCUGUCUCCCAUCAGUACGUGUCAAAGCCAGCGAUUGUCGCUGGUCCUGCCAUCUCCAAAGUGGCUACCUAUGCUGCUCCAGCCAUCGCCACCUACUCCCCGGCUCCGGCCGUCACAAAGAUCGUGGGCAGCUAUGGAGGAUCUGCAUCCGGUGCUGUUUCCCAUCAGUACGUGUCAAAACCAGCAGUGGCCACCUACUCCUCAGCUCCUGCCAUCUCCAAGGUGGCUACCUAUGCAGCUCCAGCCGUUGCCACCUAUGCUGCUGCUCCCGUUGUAACUAAAGUGGCCACUGGCUAUGGUGGAGGAGGCUAUGGGAGCUACGGAGGAAGCGGUUCAGCUGGGGCCGUAUCCCAUCAGUAUGUGUCCAAGCCAGCAGUGGCAACCUAUUCCUCUGGGCCUGCCAUAGCCAAGGUAGCAUCCUACGCUGCUCCUACCAUUUCCACGUACUCCUCGGCUCCCAGCCUCACCAAGAUUGCCACCAGCUACGGCAGCAGCGGGCACGGUGGCCUCUCAUAUGGCCCAGCUGUCACCAAGAUUGCCAGCUAUGCUCCAGCAUUGUCCAAGACUUAUUUGCCAGCUGCUCCGGCCAUCUCCCUGCCAGCAGUUUCCAGCUAUUCUUCCGGUCCGGUCGUAACCAAAGUGUCGUCUGGCUAUGGAGGCUAUGGAAGCUAUGGAGGAAGCGGCUCAGGAGGAGCCGUCUCUCAUCAGUAUGUGUCCAAGCCCGCACUGGCAACCAUCUCAGCAGGUCCUGCCAUAGCAAAGGUGGCAUCUUACGCAGCCCCCGCCAUAUCGACUUAUUCCGCUGCUCCCGUCCUAACGAAAGUGGCCACUGGCUAUGGAGGUCAUGGAGGAAGCGGUUAUGGAGGUUCUGUCUCCCAUCAGUACGUGUCCAAGCCCGUCAUUGGCAGCAUCUCGGCUGCUCCUGCCAUAGCAAAGAUAGCCACGUAUGGCGCGCCGGAUGUUAGCCACAUCUCUGCGGGUCCGGCACUGGUCAAGGUUGGCUCUUCCUCUUCCCAUGGCCUGGGAUUGGGUCUUGGCUACUCUGCUAGCGGACAUGGCGCUGUGUCCACUCAAUAUGUGUCCAAGCCUGCAGGAGCUGCUCUUCUGGGUGCUCCGUUGACCAAGCUAACCUCUGGUCCGGCCUACGCUCUGGGAGGAAAGCUGGCCAGCAGCACAGCCUACGGCAUAAGUGCAGGUAAAUUGGGCCUUGGCUCGGGUCACGAUGGCAGCUACUAUGGAGCCAUCUCCUUGGGUCACGGAGGCGUCUCUCCGGCCCUAAACUAUCAGGGACUUCUCACGCAUGGCACUCAUGGUAGUCUGUCCCAUGGCGGCCUAGGUCUAGGUCUAGGUGGCUUGGCUCAUGGAGGACUGUCAUACGCUCCAAUCACAUCCUCACAUUUGGACGCCUCGCUGAGUGGCUAUGACCAUGGUGUAGGAGGAAUUGGACCUUUGGGCGCCGGUUUCUAUCGUUAUGCUCCGAGUGUGCCGGCGUUAAGGGCUCAUGCUCCACUGCCGGCUACCGCCUACCUGAAGUCGGCGCCCGUGGCCCAGCCAGCCCUGCUCAAGGUGGUGCCAGAGAAGCAUCUAGAACACUUUGAUGCCCAUCCUCGCUAUGCCUUUGAGUAUGCCGUAAAUGAUCCGCAUACGGGCGACAACAAGCAUCAGCGCGAGGAACGGGAUGGAGAUGUGGUCAAGGGAGAGUACUCCUUGGUGGAGCCCGAUGGCAAUGUGCGCACAGUCAAGUACUAUGCCGACUGGGAAACGGGCUUCCACGCCGAGGUCAUCAACAGUCGCGAUCAGGGCAAAAUUGUGGCCAAGCGUCAGACGGCAGCCAAGUCGUGAGCUCUAACAGUUACAAAAUUGUUUUGUUCGUUCAGCAACUGUAAAUAGCCUCAAAUCCAAUCUUCUUCUCAUUAAACAUUAAACGUAUUUAUGUAAAACUCCACAACGAUAACGAUACACCACAACCACGAUGUCACACGGCCCGCCAUUCUUGCCAUUCUCUCUAUAUGUGUAUACCUAUCCACUCGCUCCCGUCUAAAGAUACCUAACUACUGAUCCCCGAUCCUGAUCCUGAUCCCUGUGCUCAUGUGAUAGGCGUUUCGUAUUUUACUGAACUGCUUGCGCUGCUCUCUCAACCCUAAAUGCGCGUUUCUUAUGCCUAACUAUUUGUACAUACCUAAAUGGAUUGAUUGUAUAUUGAUAUAUAUUGUAAAAUGUUGACUUCAAAUAAACAAGAUUUAAGAACGCCACAGUCGAGAGUGCUCGACAAUGAGAUAUAAAGCCUCAA
Molecule: messenger RNA, 5079 nt
Organism: Drosophila miranda
Lineage: Eukaryota; Metazoa; Arthropoda; Insecta; Diptera; Drosophilidae
Gene: Cpr76Bd
Product: fibroin heavy chain
Exons: 5
Coding region: 654-4631 (1325 amino acids)
Source: RefSeq, a predicted model, not a curated record